AUGCAUUACUCCCAUGGCCUGGGAUGGCGAAAUCUUGUGUUAGAUGGACCGCUUACUGAGAAUCCUGUCUUGCAAGCUUCUCCGUCUUUCUUCGAUCCAUCGUACUUACAACUUCGCCACGCUUAUGGAAUGUUGUUCAAGCUCAAGAUGUCGCCGCGGCCAAUUUUGCUUCAAGUCUGCACCAAUUGCCGCCGAUCGACAUCGUCUUGUUCCAAGCCAUUCGAGGCAAAAUUAGAGCGUGUCCUUGAAAAUCACAGUUCUUCGGAUUUUACUCUCGCCACAGACAUCAGUGGCUGUUCAAGUUGUUCCACCCACUAA
This is a messenger RNA of Mycena indigotica, 318 nucleotides long. RefSeq lists its product as uncharacterized. The transcript has 3 exons. Lineage: Eukaryota; Fungi; Basidiomycota; Agaricomycetes; Agaricales; Mycenaceae. Bases 1 to 318 code for a protein of 105 amino acids. The record is from RefSeq and is a predicted model, not a curated record.